Messenger RNA from Cricetulus griseus (Chinese hamster), 1540 nucleotides. NCBI's taxonomy places the organism in Eukaryota, Metazoa, Chordata, Mammalia, Rodentia, Cricetidae. The record is from RefSeq and is a predicted model, not a curated record.
AGUUUUUCGAGAAAAAUGCCCAAAUUGAAGGUGGCCCGUGGGGAGGAGAAGCAUGCACCUCUGGCCGAGCAGAUUCUGGCUGGGAAGGCAGUGCGCGCGGGGACCCGAGACAAGCGGCGGGGACGCGGGGUUGAAGAGGAGGAAGAGUAUGUUAGACCCUGGCUGAGCAGACGCAUUUUGCAGCAAGCCAGGCAACAGCAGGAGGAGCUCGAGACUGAACAUGGGACUAAAGACCAGCUUGCAAAGCCACGGGAACGCGCCACGCGGCUGGGUCUGGGAGUGCCCCAGGAUGGAUCCGAGGAUGAGGAUAAGGAAUGGCCCACCUUGGAAAAGGCAGCCAAAAUGACCGGAGUGGACCACCAAGCAGAGGUGGUUGUGGACCCUGAAGAUGAACAGGUCAUUGAAAUGUUCAUAAAGAACCCUCCUACAAGGCACACACUGGCUGACAUCAUCAUGGAGAAGCUGACCGAGAAGCAGACAGAAUUGGUGACGGUCAUGUCAGAGGUGUCGGGCUUCCCUAUGCCUCAGUUGGACCCCCGGGUCCUGGAGGUCUACAGAGGAGUCCGGGAGGUGUUAUCCAAGGGCCGAAGUGGGAAACUGCCCAAGGCUUUUAAGAUCAUCCCUGCACUGUCCAACUGGGAGCAAAUCCUCUAUGUCACUGAGCCUGAGGCCUGGACUGCGGCUGCUAUGUAUCAAGCCACCAGGAUUUUUACCUCUAAUCUGAAAGCGAUGGCUCAGCACUUCUACAACCUUGUUCUGCAUCCCCGAGUAUGGGAUGGCAUCGCAGAGUACAAACAACUCAACUUUCACCUCUACAUGGCACUCAAGAAAGCCCUGUUCAAACCUGGAGCCUGGUUUAAAGGAAUCCUGAUCCCAUUGUGCGAGUCUGGCACAUGUACCCUCCGAGAAGCCAUCAUCGUGGGCAGCAUCAUCACUAAGUGCUCCAUCCCUGUGUUGCACUCCAGUGCGGCCAUGCUGAAGAUUGCCGAGAUGGAAUACAGUGGCGCUAACAGCAUUUUCCUGCGCCUGCUGUUAGAUAAGAAGUAUGCGUUGCCAUACCGGGUGCUAGACGCCCUGGUCUUCCAUUUUCUGGGCUUCCGGACGGAGAAGCGCCAGCUGCCUGUGCUCUGGCACCAGUGCCUCCUGACAUUGGCACAACGCUACAAGGCCGACUUGGCCACGGACCAGAAGGAGGCCCUCCUGGAACUGCUUCGACUGCAGCCCCACCCACAGUUGUCUCCGGAAAUCAGACGUGAGCUCCAGAGUGCAGUCCCCAGAGAUGUAGAAGAUGUUCCUGUCACCAUGGAAUGACAGCGCUCACCUGUCUUGGUCCAGGGAGGAUAGGAGGACACCAGGAGCCCAGUUGGUGACCAACGAUCUAGUUAAAGACCUAGGUUAAGGCACUGUAGGCUUACGACGGCAUCUGUGUGUGGCUCCAGUCCUGGGCAGGAGGAUUGAUCUGGUUGGCUUUCUCUGCCAUUCUAGGCUUUGGUCCCUGUUCACUUCUGGAAGCUAACUGGAGUUAUCUGAUGUCAGCACU